Dalotia coriaria is the source of this 3206-nucleotide messenger RNA. RefSeq names its product glycine dehydrogenase (decarboxylating), mitochondrial-like. Gene Ontology annotation, cellular component: mitochondrion; glycine cleavage complex. NCBI's taxonomy places the organism in Eukaryota, Metazoa, Arthropoda, Insecta, Coleoptera, Staphylinidae. Gene Ontology annotation, biological process: glycine decarboxylation via glycine cleavage system. The record is from RefSeq and is a predicted model, not a curated record. Gene Ontology annotation, molecular function: pyridoxal phosphate binding; glycine binding; glycine dehydrogenase (decarboxylating) activity.
AUAAACGCAUUGAAGAGAAUUCGUUCACUUGGGCCGAGCUCGCGCUCGCUAUAACACUAAACAUUUUUAGUAUUAAUUAAUUUAAUUGAAUUUUAUUUUUGAAUUACAAUUAAAAACAUUAGUGAAUAUAAAAAUGUAUAAGUUAGCAGUGCGAGCGAGGUACGCAGUACCAAAACUGCAAAAUUUGCGGUGUUUUAGUGCGGCGCGUCCGGACGAACCAUUAUUCCCUAAAAAGGAGGAUUUUCCCAAUAGGCAUAUUGGCCCAAGGGACAGAGACAUCGUUACCAUGUUGGAUUUACUUGGAUAUAAAAGUUUAGACGAGUUGACUGAAAAAGCUGUACCGAAGCGUAUUGCGUUGAACAAGCCCUUAGAAAUUGAAGAAUCCACGAGCGAAUAUGAAUUAAUCAAACAAAUUCAGAAGAUUGCUGAACGCAAUGAAAUCUGGCGUUCUUACAUUGGAAUGGGUUACCAUAACUGUUGUGUACCACAUACAAUUAUGCGUAAUAUUUUCGAGAACCCUGGUUGGACCACACAAUAUACUCCAUAUCAACCGGAAAUAGCUCAAGGUCGUCUUGAGAGUCUCCUGAACUAUCAAACAAUGGUGGCGGAACUUACUGGUUUAGAAGUAGCAAAUGCUUCUCUGUUGGAUGAAGGAACCGCAGCCGCAGAAGCUCUGUCACUUUGCUUCCGACAGAAUAAACGCCGCAAAAUGUUACUGUCACAUAAACUGCAUCCGCAGACUAUUUCGGUGGUUGAAACAAGAUUAAAUUCAUUAGGACUUACCUUCGAAAUAGUCGAUGUGAUGGAAGCUGACUUUUCUAACCAUGAUGUUACUGGAGUGUUAUUCCAAUACCCUGAUACAGAAGGCAAUGUUUUGGACUUCAGUCAAGUAGCUGAAAAUGCCCAUGCUAAUGGUACCCUUGUCUGUUGUGCUACGGAUUUAUUAAGUUUAUGUUUACUAAGACCACCUUCUGAAUUUGGAGCGGAUAUUGCAAUUGGAACUUCUCAGAGAUUUGGUGUACCUUUGGGAUAUGGUGGACCACACGCUGGAUUUUUUGCUUGUCAUCAAUCUUUGGUUAGAUUAAUGCCUGGAAGGAUGAUUGGUGUGACAAGGGACGCUGCUGGUAGGGAUGCAUAUAGGUUAGCUCUGCAAACUAGAGAACAACAUAUUCGCAGAGAUAAAGCUACCAGUAAUAUUUGCACAGCCCAAGCUCUGUUGGCAAAUAUGUCUGCUAUGUUUGCUGUUUACCACGGACCUCAAGGAUUAAAGGAUAUCGCCAACAAAGUUCACAAUCUAACGCUCGUAUUGAAACAUGGUCUUGAAAUGGACGGAAAUAAACUUACCAAUGAAUACUUCUUUGAUACUUUGAAAAUAGUUCCAUCUAUUGGUGUAGAUGAGGUUAGGACCAGAGCAAAUGAAAAGAAAAUUAAUUUGAGAUAUUUUGAUGAUAACGAAACUGUUGGAGUAGCUUUGGAUGAAACAACAACUGUUGAGGAUAUAGAUGAUCUUUUCUAUGUGUUUGGGUCAUCUCAAAAGAGUGAUGUAAUUUCUACACAGCCUGAUAAAGUUCGAACCGGUUCAAUUUUAAGAUCUGAGUUUAAACGUACCAGUUCAUUCUUGACACAUCCAGUUUUCAACUCACAUCAUUCUGAGUCUAGACUAGUGAGGUAUAUGAAAGUUUUGGAGAACAAAGACAUCUCCCUGGUUCAUUCUAUGAUUCCUCUGGGGUCUUGUACAAUGAAGCUCAAUUCAACUACUGAGAUGAUGCCGUGUAGUUUUAAGCAUUUCACAGAGAUACAUCCAUUCGUACCUGUUGAUCAAGCAAGAGGAUAUCAGCAAUUGUUUGAUGAAUUAGAGAAAGAUUUAUGUGCAAUUACAGGAUACGAUAAGAUCAGUUUUCAACCAAAUAGUGGAGCCCAAGGUGAAUAUGCAGGUUUACGAGCAAUUCAGUGUUAUCAUGAAGCUAAAGGUGAUAAACAUAGAGAUGUUUGUUUGAUUCCUCUGAGUGCUCAUGGUACUAAUCCCGCAAGUGCACAAAUGGCUGGUAUGAGGGUAGAACCCGUGAUAAGAUCUGAUGGUUCUAUUGAUAUGGAUGAUCUUAAAACCAAAGCGGAAAAGUUUAAGAAUCGUUUGUCUUGUUUGAUGAUUACAUAUCCAUCAACAAAUGGUGUUUUUGAAGAGACUGUAGCUGAUGUGUGUGAUAUCAUCCAUAAAAAUGGUGGACAAGUAUAUUUAGAUGGUGCUAACAUGAACGCGCAGGUUGGUCUUUGCAGACCUGGUGAUUAUGGAUCUGAUGUUUCUCAUUUAAAUCUUCACAAAACAUUCUGUAUUCCACAUGGUGGAGGAGGUCCUGGUAUGGGUCCAAUUGGAGUUAAAUCUCAUCUAGCACCAUUUUUACCUGGACAUCCAGUUGUUAACCCUCUUGGAGCUAAUUCCACAUCCUAUGGUGUUGUAUCCGCUGCUCCGUAUGGAUCAUCCGCUAUCUUACCUAUUUCCUGGGCUUAUAUCAAAAUGAUGGGUGGUAAAGGUCUUCGUAAAGCCACUCAAGUAGCCAUAUUGAAUGCCAACUACAUGUCAAAGCGUUUAGAAAAACACUACCCUACUUUAUUCAAAUCACCACAAUCUCAGUUGGUUGCUCAUGAGUUCAUCAUCGAUAUCAGACAGUUUAAGAAAACAGCAAAUAUUGAAGCAGUUGAUAUCGCAAAGAGGCUGAUGGAUUAUGGAUUCCACGCUCCAACUAUGUCCUUCCCUGUAGCUGGUACGCUUAUGAUAGAACCAACAGAAUCAGAAGAUAAACAAGAACUCGACAAGUUUUGCGAUGCUCUCGUAUUGAUCCGUAAAGAAAUUCGAGAGAUUGAAGACGGCACGAUGGAUAUCAGAGUAAAUCCGUUAAAAAUGGCACCACACUCACAAGAACAAGUGGUCAGUAGCAGCUGGGAGAGGCCAUAUACAAGAGAACAAGCUGCAUUCCCAGCCGAUUUUGUUACUCCUGAUAGUAAAAUAUGGCCGACUGUUUCCAGAAUUGAUGAUAUUUACGGGGACAAACAUUUGGUUUGUACCUGUCCACCUAUUUUACCUGAAUAUGUUGUUUAAAACAAUUUUUGUCCAAAAAACUUUUAAAAAAACUUAAAAAAUUUAAAAAAAUUCCAUUGUUGGUUGCCUAUAUUAAAUUACUGCUGCUAUAAAUAAAAGACGUUAAAUUAUU